AUGCCACCCAAGGACGAUAAGAAGAAGAAAGAUGCCGCCAAGUCUGCCAAGAAGGACAAGGACCCUGUGAACAAGUCUGGGGGCAAAGCUAAGAAGAAGUGGUCCAAGGGAAAAGUGCGAGACAAGCUCAACAAUCUGCUUAUGUUUGACAAAGCAGCGUCGAACAAACUCUGCAAGGAGGUCCCCAACUAUAAACUUAUCACCCCUGCAGUGCUCUCAGAAAGACUGAAGAUUUGGGGUUCUCUAGCCCGGGCAACCCUCCAAGAACUGCUUAUUAAAGGUCUGAUUAAGCUGGUUUCCAAACACAGAGCACAAGUGAUAUAUACUAGGAACACCAAGGGUGGAGAUGCUCUAGCUGCUGAAGAUGCAUCUGGCAACUUGCUCUCUCGACUGGUGCAGCAGCCCCACUUCUCUCUGCACCCCCUCACACGCCAAGCUAAUUCACCAGUGGCACUAGGGCUGUGCCCAGUGGGGCUCGAGGGGCCCGUGCCUCCUGCUGCACACCUGGGGCCUGGCACAGGCUGCAUCAGAGGCCAGCCUGCAUGA
Molecule: messenger RNA, 546 nt
Organism: Dromiciops gliroides (monito del monte)
Lineage: Eukaryota; Metazoa; Chordata; Mammalia; Microbiotheria; Microbiotheriidae
Product: 40S ribosomal protein S25-like
Exons: 3
Coding region: 1-546 (181 amino acids)
Cellular component (GO): cytosolic small ribosomal subunit
Molecular function (GO): structural constituent of ribosome
Source: RefSeq, a predicted model, not a curated record